AUCUUCUCUAAGGUUUCCUUAUAUCUAUUCAUUUCCCGGAUACCUUUUUUAAUCGAAUAAAGAAUUGAUCUUUGUAUAAGUGGAUUAAAUGUACGACCGAACCAGCUUAGAUACGUUCAGUGGGCGUAACGCAAACAUGGGAGAUGGUGUGGUAAAGAAUGGUGCAUUUAAAUAUGAUGAUGGUACAAAAUAUAUUGGAGAUUGGAAUCGUAAAGGAUUGAAACACGGCGCCGGUUUGUUAAUUUUUCCGGACGGGACACGAUACGAAGGAGCAUUUCAGAAUGGAUUAUGUUCUGGCUUGGGAGUUAUUAUAUUUUCCGAUGGAGCAAAAUACGAAGGCGAAUUUAUGCAAGGAUGGUUCCAUGGUCAUGGUGUAUUUUGGAGAGCCGAUGGAAUGAAAUUCGAAGGAGAAUUUCGCGGAGGUCGUGUCUGGGGCUUAGGUUUAGUGACUUAUGCCGAUGGAUCGCAUGGAUUUCCAAGAAACGAAGGUUUUUUUCAAGAUUGUAGAUUAGUAAGACGACGACGUUGUCCAGAUAUAGUACAAAAAGCGCAAAAAAUUUCCAUGAUGGCGCGUGCGCAAUGCAAUUGAACGGAAAUAGACAUUUAAAGCUAGUACAUACAUAAGUAAAAAGAAAGAUAUGCAUAGAUAGUUUUCGUUCACUAGAGCGCGUAUUUUUCUCUGCACAUAUUGAUAUAAUAUUAACAAAAAUAAAAAUAUACCUAUACAUGCUUUAUACAUUGAUAUUCGUAUUUAAGAGAAAGAGAGCGAGAGAGAGAGAAAGAGAGAGAGAGAGAGAGAGAGAGUGUGUGUGUGUGUGUGUGUGUAUUUUAUAAUUUCUUCCUCAUAUUGUGCCAUAUAUAGUCGGCAUUUCCACUCGCGUGUGCGAGUAAAAACUUCAAUUUUUGAAACAUUUUUCGAGCAAAUAGUACAUAGUGAAAAAUGAAAAUAUUUAUCUUUAUACACAUAUUAGCCAUAUCAAAUUAAAAUUUAAACGCAAACAA
This is a messenger RNA of Cataglyphis hispanica, 1002 nucleotides long. It is a transcript of the gene rtp, whose product is annotated as MORN repeat-containing protein 4 homolog. Lineage: Eukaryota; Metazoa; Arthropoda; Insecta; Hymenoptera; Formicidae. The record is from RefSeq and is a predicted model, not a curated record. The coding region runs from base 89 to 589 and encodes 166 amino acids. The transcript has 4 exons.